AAAUCUCACGAAAAGUCACAUCCCAUCGACUCCCUUCCCCCUUCUUCUUUCUUAUACGCUCUUUUUUCCAUCUUUUUUUCCUUUCUUCGUUUCCAUUAGGGACGGCCCUCACUCAAGAUGCCGUCGAACCUGCGGGAAGGGGAUGUCGUGGCCUCUUUUAAUGGCCGUUGGAUUUCGUGGUCGCACACCAUCGUCGCUUACUGCGCGUUUCUGAGCGCGCUGAUCGUGGGAACGGCGCUGCAUUACCACAAGAUUGUGCAGAAUGAGUAUUACGGAUAUCCGCAAGAAUGGUUUCCCUCCGUAUCCGCCACAAUAGGCGACCGUUACCCUGAACGAUCCUUCUUCAUGGUCUUCAUUGCCAUUACAUCCGGUCCUCGCUUCUCUCUCGUCGCGCUUUGGUAUUUCAUGACCCAGCGCCGGGGCGGAUCUCUCCCCAAGUUCGUUCUCGGUGUCGGCAUCUUCCGCACACUCACUUGCGGCGGCUGGGCAUAUGUCACAUCCACCGACGACCAUGAUUGGCACGACAUAUUCAUGAUAUCGUACUUGGUGGCAACCUUGCCGUGGACACUUGGUUGUCUGGCUCUCAGCCCCCCCAAUCCGAAGGCGAUCAAGUAUAGGAAGGCUUUUGCAACUGCCUUCUUUAGCACCCUAGUGCCGCUGAUUUAUUUUUUCAUUCAGCACAAAGUGCACAAAGUUCCGGGGGCAUAUACGAUUUACGCUUUCUUCGAGUGGUCCCUCGUCCUCCUCGAUGUAGCCUUCGACGCAUGUACCGUUUUCGACUUUGAGAGCUUCGAUAUCGUAAUCAAAGACGUUAAGGGCAUUACACGCGGGAAAAAUAUCUCCGAACGUGUUCAUGAAAAGGAGAAGAACCGAGAUAUUGCCGAUGUCUUUGCGCCUGGAUUUUCAUGGCCAGCGGCUAUUGACGCGGCAGCGGACGUGUACAAUGGCUUCGUGUUCUGGACUGUCCUGACGUCCCUAGGUGUCUGUGUGUGGUACUUUCCUCUUUGGCACAUGGGCAUAUCCGGCUGGGAGGUCAUGGUCAUGUCCACCAUAACACCAUUUCUCCUCUCUGUUCCCGCGAUUCGUUCUUUUGUUAUCUCCAACAACAUGAUAUUCCACCUCUUGUCUACAGUUGGUCUCUUCGCUUACCUCAUUACUACCCCAGAGUAUCGCCUGUUAUCAGUUGGUUUUGGUGUCAGCAUGGGAUGUCUAGCAUGGGCCGCUCUCUUCUACGCCGAACGCUCUCAACCUCACCGUUUGGAGGCCAGAGUGUCUGCUUUCACUCUUGGCCUACUUCUUAGCAGUAUCGCUAAGUAUGCGUGCUACAGUAACAAUCCGGUUUGGCCAAUCAUGCAUGGACCUAACGGUGGGUGGAACAAGACAGGUAUUACCUUGGCUAUACUGGCAAUCUUAAGAAGUACAAGAAAUGUCCCCUCCCAUGCUCCCAAUCACACCGUACCUGCCAAAGGCUCAAGCACGCUCGCUGCACUAGGACUAGCAGGCAUGUUCUUUUCGAUGCAUUCUCUGCUUUCAGAUUCGAGCACAAUGGUGCUAUGGGUGUGGGAAGGUUGGCCAGCUCGUGGUCCCAUCGCCGUGCCUCAUGGAUCAUACACACAUGUCUACAUGGGCCUUGGCCUCCUCAUUGGUCUUUUUUACCCGUCAUUCGCACGGAGCUGGACAUUCUAUGGAAUUGGAGCAAUUGGGGCUGCACUUUUGACCACCUUCAGCCAUUGGACGGGAUUUUACGGCGGUCUAGCGCUUGCGAUAUACACCACCGCUGCAGCGCCUGUCCUUAUCUCAUCUGCAGUCAAACACUCGCCAGCAAAAACUUUCGGUAUUGGAUUCCUUAUCUACAACAUCCUUGUUCUGGCUCACGUCUGGGUUGUGGCUUAUGCAUUCGUGCCCGGUGGUCCGUUGAUGCGUGAGCACACCGACUGGGUUAUGACUGCGAUGAUGCUCUUCAUGGCCGCCGGCGUAUUCUCGGCGCAAGCUUCUGAAGCAUCUUCGCCUUCGCUGGCUAAGAACAAAUCGAAGGCACCAGGUCCUGCUGCUCGUAAGUUACGCAGCUAUUACAUUUACGCUAUCCUUGUGCUUGAGCUACUCUCCGCUUCAAUUGCCUUCCUGCGCUUCCCAACGUACGACUACAAGCCAUACCACCCGGAGACGAAGUCCAUCACCGCCGGUAUAUGGACCAUACACUUCAGUCUGGACAAUGACAUGUGGUCGUCCGAGCGCCGCAUGCGCGACCUCAUCAAGGAGUUAGAGAUUGAUGUCAUUGGGCUCCUUGAAUCCGAUCUGCAGCGCAUCAUCAUGGGCAACAGAGAUACUACACAAUUCCUUGCUGAAGAUCUAGGCAUGUAUGUUGACUACGGCCCUGGCCCAAACAAGCAUACCUGGGGAUCAGCGCUGCUUAGCAAAUUCCCCAUCCUUAACUCGACGCAUCACCUUCUACCAUCGCCUGUUGGUGAACUUGCACCUGCUAUUCAUGCCACGCUGGACUGCUAUGGUGAACUGGUUGAUGUGUUUGUUUUCCAUUCUGGGCAAGAAGAGGAUCCUGAGGAUAGACGUUUGCAGACAGAGUACCUUUCCAAACUGAUGGGUAGUGUUACGACGCGCCCAGCCAUUCUACUCAGCUACCUAGUCACCAAACCCCAUGAGGGCAAUUACAAUACCUACGUUGGUCCUGCUGUGAGUGGCAUGCGGGACAUCGACCCGAGCGAUUGGGAUCGGUGGUGCGAAUAUAUCCUGUAUAAAGGCAUGCGGAGGACGGGAUAUGCUCGCGUGAGUCGCAGCACAAUCACGGACACUGAGCUGCAAGUUGGCAGAUUUGUGGUCGGAGAACCUGAGGGCACUGACGAACUUAUUCCCGAAAGUCAAGUGCCUGAGGGGCUGAGGUUCCCGGCCAUGUUCAGGGGACAAGGUGUGAGGGACCAUAGGUAUCAUGUGUUUGAUGAGCCAAGAUACUUUGCCUAGUUUACGGCUAUCUGGCUGCCACGAGCUUGCCGUCCUCGUCUUAUACUGCAUGACGGCUCAAGAUGUAAGAAUAUCCGUACAACUUUCCGCAGUAUAUAGUCAAAAUGAAAUCUCCUUGCGCAUUCGCACUUACAAACCUCCAUUGGCAGACUUAAUGCUACUUGUGGAUUGAGUCGUUGCGCAUAUUGCUCUUGAAUGAAAUAUUAGUCAAGUAGUCUUGAAUAUACAGCUUCU
Molecule: messenger RNA, 3207 nt
Organism: Verruconis gallopava
Lineage: Eukaryota; Fungi; Ascomycota; Dothideomycetes; Venturiales; Sympoventuriaceae
Exons: 11
Coding region: 118-2973 (951 amino acids)
Biological process (GO): fungal-type cell wall organization; GPI anchor biosynthetic process
Cellular component (GO): endoplasmic reticulum
Source: RefSeq, a predicted model, not a curated record